This is a messenger RNA of Lycium barbarum (goji berry), 1952 nucleotides long. Its product is annotated as probable protein phosphatase 2C 60. The coding region runs from base 285 to 1466 and encodes 393 amino acids. Gene Ontology annotation, biological process: protein dephosphorylation. The record is from RefSeq and is a predicted model, not a curated record. The transcript has 6 exons. NCBI's taxonomy places the organism in Eukaryota, Viridiplantae, Streptophyta, Magnoliopsida, Solanales, Solanaceae. Gene Ontology annotation, molecular function: protein serine/threonine phosphatase activity; cation binding.
CAUAGAUAAAGUGUAAUCCCCUUCCUUUCUUUCUUUCAUUAUACUUAUCUUUUUCUUCUUCUUCUUCUCUUUGUUUCUCUUUAAUAUUUUAAUUUUAUUUUUCAAGUAAAACAAGAGAAGAGAGAGAGAGAAAAAAAGAUCUCAGUCAUUAUCACUUUGAAGGGAUUCACUUACUGACCACAAAAAGAUUAGCAGAAUAAGGCUUAAUCACACUACACAAAGUCUUCUUUGUUCUAUAUUUUCAGCAGGAAUUGGAGGUAGGCAGGAGUGAAAUGAAAUGAGGGAUGUUAUCAAGGCUGAUAAAUUUCCUGAGGGCCUGUUGGCGGCCAUCGUCGGACCAUUCUGUACAUGCUGGUUCGGAUUCAGCUGGACGACAAGAUGGACUUUUUUGGUAUAAGGAUAGUGGUCAACACUUGAUUGGUGAGUUCUCAAUGGCAGUUGUACAGGCCAAUAAUUUGCUGGAGGAUCAAAGCCAGAUCGAGUCGGGUCCUUUGAGCUUGCUUGAUUCGGGCCCUUACGGAACCUUUGCUGGGAUAUACGAUGGUCAUGGUGGACCUGAGACAUCACGGUAUAUCAAUGACCACCUCUUUCAGCAUCUCAAGAGGUUUGCAGCCGAACAAAAUUCUAUGUCUGAAGAUGUGAUACGGAAAGCAUUUCAAGCUACAGAAGACGGAUUCUUUUCUGUGGUUGCAAAGCAAUGGCCAAUGAAACCGCAGAUGGCUGCUGUAGGAUCUUGCUGUCUGGUAGCGGUUAUCUGCAAUGGUACCCUUUAUGUUGCUAACCUUGGUGAUUCCCGAGCUGUUUUGGGAAGACUUGUGAAGGCUACGGGGGAGGUUAUUGCCAUCCAGCUUUCAGCUGAGCAUAAUGCAAGUUUUGAAUCUGUCAGACAGGAGUUGCAUGCAAUGCAUCCGGAUGACCCGCAGAUAGUGGUAUUGAAGCAUAACGUAUGGCGUGUAAAGGGUCUGAUUCAGAUUUCGAGAUCUAUUGGUGAUAUAUACCUUAAAAAGCCUGAAUACAAUAGGGAGCCUUUGUACGCGAAGUUUCGGUUGCGUGAACCUUUUAAAAGGCCCAUAUUGAGCUCUGAUCCAUCAAUGACUGCUCAAGAACUCGAACCGCAUGAUCAAUUUCUCAUAUUAGCUUCUGAUGGUCUCUGGGAACAUCUUAGCAAUCAAGAAGCAGUUGAUUUAGUACAAAAUAGCCCCCGAAGCGGAAGUGCUCGGAGGCUUGUAAAAACUGCAUUACAAGAAGCAGCAAAGAAAAGGGAGAUGCGGUAUUCUGAUCUAAAGAAGAUCGAUCGUGGUGUUAGGAGGCAUUUUCACGACGAUAUCUCAGUCAUAGUUGUGUUUCUAGAUUCAGAUCUUGUAAGUAGGGCGAGCUCGUUGAGGGGCCCCACUUUAUCUCUGAGAGGAGGUGGUAUGAAUUUUGCAGCAAAAAGUUUGGCUCCCUGUGCCGCCACUCCCAUAUAAAUCGGUACCACUUAAAACUUUUUACUCUGUUGUAUCUCAAAAAACUACCUUGUGAGAGACUCAAAAAACGAUAGAAGGUGCACUAAUUUAUUCUUUUGAUGUACGAUGUUAUUAUAUUUAACUUUGGAACAGGUGCCUUGUUUAGUUUUCAAGCAGCAAAGAAGAACGAAAGAAUUUACUGUAGAGAUUCUUUCUCGAGUAUGAACGUGUCAUGCUUUGGUUCAUAUUCCUCGCUUACUUGCACCCUUUGAUUUUUUUAGUUUCAUCUUGUAAAUGGUGUAAAACUGAAGCUCCACAAAUGAAGAUUUAUUCCACUGUCUAUAACUCUAUUUAUUUUCUUUCCAUUUCCUCGUAUCGUAGUUUCAUUGUACUUGGUGUCAUCAUCGAUACCUCAGAAUCAGAAAGACAGUAGUAACAGUGGAUGUUAUGUACUUGUUGGCUAUCAAAGCAUUUUGUCCUAUAGCAAGUAUUUUGCUUGUUUUUGGA